Hibiscus syriacus is the source of this 2547-nucleotide messenger RNA. RefSeq names its product protein NETWORKED 4A-like. Gene Ontology annotation, cellular component: vacuolar membrane. The coding region runs from base 143 to 1990 and encodes 615 amino acids. The transcript has 3 exons. Gene Ontology annotation, molecular function: actin binding. The record is from RefSeq and is a predicted model, not a curated record. NCBI's taxonomy places the organism in Eukaryota, Viridiplantae, Streptophyta, Magnoliopsida, Malvales, Malvaceae.
CUCUACUGAUAUUGUUCAAGUAUGGUGACCCUUAUAUUUUUAUGUCCAAGUACCAAUUAUAUUGUUAUGUAGGUUGAAUACUGAUUAUCACUGUUUCUCUGAACCCACUUUUCUUAUACCUGAUCCAUCUCCAACUUCCAAGAUGGCAAAUUCUGCAGGUCAAUUAACUAAAAGUAUGAAGAGACUAGAAUCCAGAAAGUCACAUUCAUGGUGGUGGGAUAGCCACAUCAGCCCCAAGAAUUCAAGGUGGCUAGCAGAAAAUCUUGAGGAAAUGGAUCGUCGCAUCAAACAGAUGCUGAAGCUGAUUGAAGACGAUGGAGAUUCAUUUGCUAAAAAAGCUGAGAUGUAUUAUCAGAGGAGGCCAGAACUUAUGUCCCACGUUGAGGAAUUAUACCGCAUGUAUCGCUCUUUGGCAGAGCGUUAUGACAACCUGACAGGAGAAUUGAGGAAGAAUAUUCCAUCAGAUCUCCAAUCUCAGGGUUCCGACAUCUCUGACAUUGCCUCUGAUCUACCCUCUAUUUGGCCAUCCUCGAACCAAAGGCCGAGUCAUCGUAAAUCUGGUCCACGAGCUGCUGGUUUUAGUGUCUUCCUUGGUUCUGGUGGGAAUGACUCUGAUGUGUACCAGAAAGAAGAGGACGAGUUCUCUACUCGAACAGAUUCUGAAACCGAAUCUGAUGCUUCCUCAGUCAAUAAUUACUCAGUUUUAUCAGGAAAUGGAAGUGAUCAAGGGGUGAGCAGGAAAAUGGUUGAGUUGGAGAUGGAGCUCCAUGAAGUGAAACAGAAGCUACGGAUGCUAGAGGAAGAAAGUACAGAUGGUUCAUUAAGAGGGGUAAAACAUAAUAAUCCUGAACUUCUUUCUGGAAUUAGGGAGUACGAGGAAAAGCUUGAAAUUGCUAACAGAAAAAUACAUCUCACCGAAGAAAAAGUCACCCGGUUGAGGAUCAAGCUCCAAAAAUAUAAACCACUAGAGGUAGCUGACUCAGAAUCAUCAGAAGAAGAAAGUGUCAAAACAGAGGAGGUUGAAGUAAAUCCGGUAUUGGAUCUUGAAAAUAAGAAUGGUAUGUGGGAGAAAGAUAAUAACCAUGCAGCUGGAAAGAUGCAGGCACUGGUGGAAGAAUUAAGUAUAACUAAAGAAAUGCUCCAGGGUUCCGAGAAAGAAAUUGCUAGUUUGAAACUGGAAAAGAAGCAAUCUCAUGAAAAAAUUCAAAAGUUACAGGGUCAGCUUGAUUCGGCCCAAAGAGAUAUAGUCACAUGGAAAUCCAAACUGAAUACAGAGAAAAGAGAGGUCUCCAAGCUGCAGGAUAGAAUUGCUAUGUUAAAGAAUAGUUUAUUAGACAGGGAUCAUGAGAUCCGUGAUUUAAAAAUAGCUGUAUCUGAUGCCGAGCAGAAGAUUUUUCCCGAAAAAGCUCAUAUCAAAGCUGAAAUAUCAAAAUUGUUGGAGGGACGAAUUUGUUUGGAAGAACAGCUCAGGGAUUGGGAAGCACGUGGCCGGUCGUUGGAGGAGGACAUCAGAAAAGCCGUGUAUGAAAAAAGAGAAUCAGAGGAGAGGCUUCGUGGUGAAAUUGAGUAUUUAAGACUGGAGGUUGCUGAGAGAAGUGAUUGCGUUAAAGUUUUGAAUGAAAAGCUUGCGACUUUAAAAGCAGAGAGGGAUGACCUUGAAACUAAAAUUGUAUCUCUCAAAGCAGAUAUUAGUACUAGGGAUAAACAGAUUGAUCAAAUGGACAAGCAUCUCCGCGAAUUAAAUGUGGAACACGUGAAGGUAGCUGCUAGUGCUGAAGGAGCAUAUAAAUUGGUGGAGGAACUGCAAUCAAAAGCUGAGGAACUAGAGGAUGUUAUUGAGAGGCAAAGAAUCAAAAUACUGGAGGGAGCAGAACAAAAGCGAGAAGCUAUAAGGCAGCUUUGCUUCUCCCUCGAGCAUUACCGAGAUAGGUAUCAUUGGCUUCGUCAAGCAUUUAUGGGUCAAAAGAGAGUUCCAGUUUUGACAAUAUGAAAUGGUGCUACGUAACACCAUUUCACUUGAUUGCUCGAUUGUUUUGUUGAAUGAGAGUUUAAUGAUAAUACAGAAAACAGAAGUUGCAUUUAAGACGGAAACUGAUAGGUUUGCUCACAAUGCUAGUUCCAAGAAGAUGGUCUCUUAUUAUGCUCGAAAUGUUGGGAUCUGGUUGCAUUUAGACAGAACAUGACAGUUUUACGUUGUAACUUUUCAUUGUCCAAUAUCCUUUCUAGUUUCCCAGGUCAAUCAAGGGGUUCCUCGCUUAUCAUGCUCGCACAUAAACCGUGGCUUCAUGGAUCUAUGGUUCAACAGGAAUAAGUCAUGCCCUUUGUGUGAUUUAAGCUUGAUAGUCCUAGGUCUCAGUUCUGUCCCGUUUGUCCGUAACUCUCUUGAUGUGAGUUUGCUGCCUUGUCAGUUGUCACGGUUAUGCACCCGCAUAUUAUCGAGUUCGAUUCGGUAUGUGUUGGUUUUUUUUGUAUACUGCUUGUUGUAUUAUGUACUGAAUCAAAAUAAUUAGUUGAUAUAAUAUAUAGAGGUCGGAGAAAUUUUUCAUU